UAAUUGCAAAUGGACAAGAGUUCAACAAAUAUAUUGACAACCUGGGAGAGAAACCUGAUGUACUUUAUAUUCAGCAAACAUGGCUGAAACCACAACUGGAUUUGAUUGUAAAGGGAUAUACUGCAGUUAGAAGAGAUAGGGACUCUGGCAGAGGGGGAGGAGUUGCAACAUUCAUUCAUACAGAGUGGUUUAAGUUACAAAGUUAUGCAUGUAAGUACAGAUCAUGAAGAAAUAGUUAUAACGGUAUGGAAUGAUAGAGGACCUAUAGAUAUAGUAAAUUAUUAUAAGCCAUGUGGGAAAUUAAAUCAAAGUAUAUUAGAGGAUUGCUGGGGGUUCACUGCAAGACAAAGUAAUAUGGUGUGGGGAUUUUAAUUAACAUAACUCGCUAUGGGGAAGCAGUAGCACAGAUGCAAAUGGUGCAGUAGUUAUUUUUUGUUUAUUAUUGUUCUGCAUAGUCUCUUGUCCACACUCCAGUCCAGUUGGUGGCAGUAAUGUACCUACAAGUUGGUUUGCCAACUGCCAAUAAACACCAAAGAAGAAGAAGUGAAGUUCUCUGCUCUUUCUAACCUGGAUCGAGGUGAAGUCUCGUCUCUACGGUUCUCUCUCUCUGUGUUCCUGAAAAAGUGUGUGUGAGCUCCAGCACUACUGAUCCAUCAUCUGUGUGCCUGGAUAAACCUCCGAAUGGACUCAGUGUUCUUUUUUAUGGAGCGUUUAUCUCGGACUAUAGGAGCUAGCUUAGCAUGCUAGCUGGAAACACGUUAGCAACACUAGUCACAUUGAGAGUUUGAUGGAGAGAGAAACGGUGUGUUUGACGGAGUUAGCAGGAAAAGGUGAUCUAUUAAACAUGAGUAAAGUCCAAAUGCUGCUGUCGUUGAAGAAGCAGCGACUCACUGCUGCUGCUGAAGAUAUAUUUGCUCUGUUUGAAAAAACGAUAGCAGAGCUCGAGGAGGAGCUGUCUCUUUCCAAAGAGGAGAACGAGAGACUCCAGAAACUACUGGACGCUGUUUUACAGCCUCAACUUCGGAUACACAGAGCAGACGUCCAGCUGCUGGUGGUGGUUAAAGAAGAGGUUCUCCCUGACCAGCAGGAGUGGAGCACCAGUCUGGACCAGGAGGACCCAGAGCCCCCCCCACACAUUAAGCAGGAACAGGAGGAACUCAGGAUCAGUCAGGAGGGAGAGCAGCUUCAGGAGCUGGAGGAGGCUGAUAUCACCAAGCCCACGUUCACUCCUGACCCUGUGAAGAGUGAAGAUGAUGAAGAGAAACCUCAGUCCUCACAGCCUCAUCAAAGACAAACUGAACACAUGAAAACAGAAGCUGAUGGAGAUGACUGUCAAGGACCAGAACCAACCAGGAACUCAGAUCUAGAGAGCAGUUUACAACCAAAGACUGAGGACGACACUGGAGACUCUACUGAACCUGACACUGGAGACUCUUCUGAACCUGACACUGGAGACUCUUCUGAACCUGACACUGGAGACUCUUCUGAACCUGACACUGAAGACAGUGCUGAUUGGAAGGAGACCAGAGAACCUGCAACAGGCUCAAACUCACUGAAAAAUAGACAAGAAUCUGUCAGUGAUUCAAGACGUAGUGCUGUAAAGAAACAAUUUGGCUGCUCUGUGUGUACGAAAUCUUUUACAUAUAGAAAAAAUGUUCAGCGACACAUGAGAAUCCACACAGGAGAGAAACCAUUCAAUUGCUCAGUCUGUAAGAAAGCUUUUUCACAGAAUAUACAUUUAAAGGAACACAUGAGAAUCCACACAGGAGAGAAACCCUUUAGCUGCUCAGUUUGUACCAAAUAUUUUGCAUUGAAUGGAAGUUUAAAAAAACACAUGAGAAUCCACACAGGAGAGAAACCACACAACUGCUCAGUUUGUGAGAAAGGUUUUUCACGGAGUGGAAGUUUAAAGGCACACAUGAGAAUCCACACAGGAGAGAAACCACACAGCUGCUCAGUCUGUAAGAAAGCUUUUUCACGGAGUGGAAGUUUAAAGAGACACAUGAGCAUCCACACAGGAGAGGAACUAUACAGCUGCAAUGUUUGUGACAAAAGAUUUAAAUGGCGUAGUGAUUUCAAAAGACACAAGUGUGUUGGUCGUCAAUCCUCACAGCUUAAUGAAAUUCCAACUGAGGAUAACGGAGAGGCAGAGCCUCCAAUCAGCAGCUCAGCUGAACACAAGGAAACAGAAGCUGAUGGAGAGGACAAUGAAUAAGUCUUAUGACAGUUCACACAUGAGAAAAAUCUGGAUUAACAUUGUUGCACAACAUUCAUAUAAGACUUAAAUGAACUCCAUCUUUAUCAACAUAAGUCGACAAUAUGUUUAAUGUUUUUGUCAUACUGAUUUUCUGAUUUAUACGUUAACCACUGACUGUUGAUGAACCAUUUUAUUUUGGAUUGAGGGCUCUAAGUUUCCAUAUAGAGAUAUAGGAUGAUUUGAUGUUUUUUUCUUCAUUUUUAAAUGUUUUGUAUCAUUGCUAUCCUGUUAAUGAGCCCUGUUUUACAUAAAUGUACCUGUUAUCUGAUUGUUUUUCCUUCUGUAACUGUAAGGGAAUACAUUUUCCUAUUUUGUAUCCUGAUGACCUGAUGAUCACAAAUGUUCAUUUAUUUGACCCCUUGCCUAGACUAUUUCUUGUUUAAUAAUCGUUACAUCUCCUCAGGACCAAGUUCCCGUGUCCUGCCUUUCACCUGCUGAUCACCCACUGCUCAUUUAAGGUGGACUGACCUUACAAAUGACCAGCUAGUCUUAGUGUCUUACUGCAAAUGUUUUGUAAAGUGAUGCUAGACCAAAAACGUGCUGUUGUGUGCUCUCUGCAAGACGGGGUCUGUACUCAAAGAUUGUUUAUUAAAUGAGAGCUUCACUCUG
Molecule: messenger RNA, 2866 nt
Organism: Gymnodraco acuticeps
Lineage: Eukaryota; Metazoa; Chordata; Actinopteri; Perciformes; Bathydraconidae
Product: zinc finger protein 32-like
Exons: 2
Coding region: 788-2215 (475 amino acids)
Biological process (GO): regulation of transcription by RNA polymerase II; central nervous system development
Cellular component (GO): nucleus
Molecular function (GO): RNA polymerase II cis-regulatory region sequence-specific DNA binding; DNA-binding transcription factor activity, RNA polymerase II-specific
Source: RefSeq, a predicted model, not a curated record